This is a messenger RNA of Malaya genurostris, 4256 nucleotides long. Its product is annotated as elongation of very long chain fatty acids protein AAEL008004. Gene Ontology annotation, molecular function: fatty acid elongase activity. NCBI's taxonomy places the organism in Eukaryota, Metazoa, Arthropoda, Insecta, Diptera, Culicidae. The transcript has 12 exons. The coding region runs from base 932 to 2137 and encodes 401 amino acids. Gene Ontology annotation, cellular component: endoplasmic reticulum membrane. The record is from RefSeq and is a predicted model, not a curated record. Gene Ontology annotation, biological process: fatty acid elongation, polyunsaturated fatty acid; sphingolipid biosynthetic process; fatty acid elongation, saturated fatty acid.
GAAGCUUCAGUUACAUCCAUAGGGUUACUAAAGAUUGGUUCGAUUCUUGAAGUCCUCUUCCCAUCGACCAAAAACCGUAGCAUUCUCGGUGUCAAAUUUUUGCGGCCCACCUAAACUCGUCUAGGAUUACUUUGACUUGUGACCAUUGUUGUUUAUGCUUGAGUGGUGCGCCAUCGCGAAGGAAAACGAUCGGAAUAUCGAAGCAAUCCGGAAGUUGUCGAUUAGUAGUUUAAGCGCGGAAGUAAGCACGGCCUACUAAGUCAGUAGCUGGCGCUGGAAGUGGGACUACUUGGUGUGUGUGUUUUUUAGCGUGCAAGGCUAUAAACAGACCUUGCUUGUUGUUGAUGCUGUGAUCUCGAAGUCCUUUUUCGUGAGUUCUGCUUCUCUACUGGGAUUCAUUAGAGAUUAGAGCAGAGAGAAGAAAAAGAAGUUUUCCGAAGAAAAAUCAACACAUUUUCGCAGUUUCGGUUGCGAUAAUUCUUCCAGUGAAUUCUUUGAAAUACAAGAAAAUCAACUGAACAGGGAUUCGACAUUUUGGGUUUCGGAUAUCGGAAGUGAAAGUGGGGCUGGUAAAGAACAGAACAGGAAGCUGUGCCAGCGAGAGAGAUAGAGAGGGAGAGAAAGAGUAGUCAGGAGUAAUAAACUUCAUCGUUCGGUGCGUGUGUGUAAGUGAAGCCAAGGAUAAUAAAUUACAUAAUUUUCCGGGAGUGCGAGCUUACACAAACCUGUUCUGUCUGCUGCUGAGAAGAACAAGAAGAAGAAGAAGUUGGGAAAAAAGCAACCAGCAAAGCCAUCCAAUCCCGACUUCGUAACACCCGGUGGGAACGACGAUACUCUAACAGGAUCAACAUUUGGUUCCGAAGAUUAUCUAAACUACGUUGGAUUUGAGUUUAGCUUAGGAAGCAAAAAAAAACACAAACCCACACACAAAAUGGCCUUAAUCAUGAAAUACAUUGACAGUAUGCACCAUUACAUGGACCAUUAUGGAGAUCCCCGGACAAAGGAUUGGCCCCUGAUGUCAUCUCCCUUCCCCACAUUAGCACUAUGUUUAGGAUAUGUUUACUUAGUCAAAGUCCUGGGUCCGAGGCUCAUGGAGAAUCGCAAACCAUUCCAGUUAAGACACACCCUCAUAGCGUACAAUUUCAUCCAAGUCGUAUUCAGUGCCUGGCUGUUCUAUGAGUGUUUGAUGGGCGGCUGGUGGGAUACGUACAGCUUCCGGUGUCAACCAGUGGAUCACGGCACAACCGGUCAACCGAUGAGAAUUGGUUCAUCGGGUUGGCUAACGGGACAUUAUAACUUCCGAUGUCAGCCGGUCGACUAUAGUAACCACCCUAAAACGUUAAGGAUGGUGCACGCAUGUUGGUGGUACUACUUUUCGAAGUUCACCGAGUUCUUCGAUACGUUUUUCUUUGUGAUGCGUAAAAAGACUAGUCAAGUGUCGACGCUGCACGUCAUUCAUCACGGAUGCAUGCCAAUGUCCGUGUGGUUCGGCGUAAAGUUCACACCAGGUGGUCACAGUACCUUCUUCGGAUUGCUCAAUACAUUCGUACAUAUCGUUAUGUACACGUACUAUCUAUUUACGGCGCUAGGACCACAGUUCCAGAAGUACCUCUGGUGGAAAAAGUAUCUAACUACCCUACAGAUGAUUCAAUUUGUCGCAAUCAUGGUGCACGCCUUCCAACUGCUGUUCAUCGACUGCAACUACCCGAAAGCAUUCGUCUGGUGGAUCGGAAUGCACGCCGUAAUGUUCUUCUUCCUGUUCAACGAGUUCUACCAGAGCACGUACAAAGCGAACAAGGAGAGAAGAGAACGCGAGGCCGCGGCAGCUAAGAAGAAACAGGAAGACGCACUGCUGAAUGGCAGUGCCACCACGAACGGAAGUCUCUCGUCCAACGGCAGUGCCGUACCCGCCGCCACCGCCACCAACGGACACCUGCACGGGAAGAACGGCGCGGUCCACCAUCAUCACAAUCAUCACCAUAACCAUAGCAACGGUAGCAUCACCAGUAACGGUGGAGGAUCGUUACUGUCCAACGGUGGUGCCAAAGCUGCCACCGAUUUCUACGUGCGGGGUGAUCUCCCGGCCGAGAUCGAAAUCACGCAACGACAGCCCAGCAGCCGCAAUCCGGUCCAAUAAUAGCGAAUUAAAUCACCUUCCCUUCCAUAAGCCCCAUUUCUGUCCCUUCCUCCUCCGGACUCACAAACUGCUUCCCUCGGGUAGUCACAGAGCUAGAACCGUUCUCCCACACGCACCCACACACACAUACCCAGCUGUUUCUAUUGUUAUUAUUAAUUAAUUUAUUGUAAAACCUCUUCACUUUUACACAGCCCCACACUCACACAUCACUGUUGUUUUUUUUUGUGUUUCGUCAUGGUGCAAAAGAAAAACUAUUUCCGAUUUUGUUAAGAGCAAAAAACAAAUCAAAAAAACUGUUCUCCCUCCGAAAACAAAUGUAUAUGUCUCUCGCACAUACACACACACACACAUUGGCAUCAAGACUAAAACUGUACCACCCUUUUGUCCUCCUCUACACAACAACACCACCACCACCACCACAACAACCCAUCCCAAUAGGAAUAAAUUGUACUUGGAUCAAGAUAAGAAAUUAUUUCGUAGUUGCCUAGACGAGAGUGCGAGAGAAUGAGAAUCAGACAACAACCAGCCCAAUUUUUUUUUAAUUCUUUUUUUUUCCUGUUUUUGUUUCUGUCAACGAGGAAAACAAAAAAAACAUUCGAACACAGUCAGUCAGUGGUGAAACGGCGGAAACAAGUCUUUUAAACCGAAUAAUAAAAGCACAUUGUUUCAAUGUGUUGAGAGAGGAAGAGAACAACAACAACAACAACUAUUGAGUAUAAUAAUGCAGAAAACAAUCAAACAAAACGAGUAGCGGUGAAAACAAUAAAAAACUAAGCACAUGUUAGAAGAGUCAUAAAAAAAUAACACGGAAAACAAACAAAAAAAGAAAAGAGAUGAGAGUUUUUUUAAGUGGAAGCCAAAACAAACGUUAAAAGUGAAAACUUUUUACACAUUGCAUUACAAGAGAAACAAAAUGUUACCUUUAUUUAUAUUUUUAAAUAAAGUUAGUAACUUGUGGCAUAAGAUGAUAAUUGAGAUGGGCAGGUCAGGUCAGGUCAGGUAGGCAGGCAGCAGGCAAUAGAAAUUCUAGAUAAAACAACAACAAAAAAAUGGCGUUCUGAUGAGUGUUGUUUGAGUGCGGAACUGGACUCGAGAGAAAGAGAGAGAGAGUGCGCGACUGGCAAAUAUUCUACUUGUACAUAGUUUAGCUAACCUAAUGAAACUAGGCAUAAGGAGAGAAAAAAAACAAAACAAAACCGAAAAAAAAUGUGGUGAAGAUUCCAAAUUGAUAAAAAAAAUAGUAACCGAUAAGCAAGCAAAACUGACAGCCAAUUGGAAAUCUAGUGCUAUCUCUAUCUAGACGUUACGUAGAUGCGUCGUAUUUUUUUUCUAUAUUUUUUUCCGCUCGCCUUGAACGGUUGGUUGAUCCUUCAUUGGCACUAUGGAUGGCGCUUCAUUGAUGUGCUUUUUCGGUAUCCCUAUUCUGUCUCGUUUCGGGCGCCCUCAUACUGUGUCUUUCCCACCAUUUUGUUUUAUUUUUUGUUUGAAACAGUAAUAUCAACAUAAUAUACCUACUAUUCAGGAUCAGGAAGACGAACCUCUACACAAAGUGAAGUUCAGAAUAUACAUUUAAAAGUGGGUGAGGCGUUGGCUGACGAGGCUGCGCUUGCUAGGAUUAAAGCAUAAAAAAGAGAGAAAAAUUAACGAAGGAAAAAACUCUAAUGUGAUUUCUUUAUUUUUUUGUAAGGAAAGCAAAUGAUAUGCAAAAUAUACUAGUACUAAACAACUCCGUAUUUAAGUUGCAGUAAUUAAGCGAGCUACAGUAAGAAUGGCACAUCCAUACAUACAUACAUACAUACAUACAUACAAAUCGCCUACAGGGUGUGUGCUGAUAUUUACACUAGAGCACACACCGCGUAAGGGUAGUAGCUUACGGGCCGUUGGCCCGGCAUAGCAAACGUAAACGACAACAAAAAGGUGCUUGGAAAGUGAGGGAAUACGUAUGUGUUACCCUCGAGAUACUAAACACAUACAUUUAAAACAAAACACAAAAAAAAACGCGGAGUUGGAUUUUCUGUCUUUCCCAGAGCUUUCUGCUGGAGAAGGAAAACAAUUCAAUCCUAUUGACUUGAAAAUAGCGGUAUAUGAACAAAAUAAACAGAAAACCUGUAAAAACAAA